UAUGUCAAAUAAAACGCAAAUAUCUACAUAAGCAUAGGCUACGGGUGAUGAUGUUCCAUUAGCAUCUUUAGUUUAAUAAAUAAGAUUAAAUAAUCAAGAUUAAGAGGAUGUUCCUUAAAAGACCAGAUUACCUGCAUCACAAAUAAAUCAAGAUUUAAAAUUAGCAUAAGAAGUAAAUAAUAAUUUUCGAUAACUUAUUCAAUAACCAUUUUCAUAACAUUUAAUAAUUUAGCAGCGAUAGGAGUAAUAUGAGAUGAUUCAAUAAAAAAAGUAAUUAGACUAACCUAAUGAGGUUGAUGAUGAAAAUAAAUCAUUUGGGAAUUAAGAAUUAAAAAAAGAGGAAAGAUGUAUUGUUAUUUAAUAGUAUUAAGAAAUUUUGUUAGCACCAUCUUAACCUUAUAGUAGAGAACCUUAAGUGUUAAAAUGUGAGAAAUGUUAAAAUGUAAUGAUAACAAAAGUGGAAUCAAAACCAGGAUGGGGAAGCUGUUUUUGUUGCUGCUUAAUGUUUUUAACUCCUUUUUUCUUUUUGUUUUUUCUACCUUUCUGUAUGAGAGUAUUAAGUAUAUGAUAUGUAAGUAAUGCAAAGAUGCUCAUCAUUAUUGUUAAUCCUGUUCAAAUAAACUUGGUACAUAUUAUUUUAUUUGUGAAUGA
Messenger RNA from Paramecium pentaurelia, 651 nucleotides. Lineage: Eukaryota; Ciliophora; Oligohymenophorea; Peniculida; Parameciidae. The record is from the annotation of a GenBank genome assembly.